UUCCCUGCAUCCUUCAGAUUUGAUCAGAUCCUAGACAUGAUAAAAGGUAUUCUGUGUAGCAUUUUCGCUUAUAGAAAUGUUCUAGUUUUAGCACCACGUCGAGGUUCAUCAUUUACCAGCUUCCGCUUUAUUUUCCUCUUCCGAAUUUUGACCAGACCACAUUACCACACAGUUCCCAAGUCUCUAUGUGAAACCAAGCUUAGCUCUUCCAACACCCGGUUUGAUCUACUCGGUACUUUACUCCGUCCAGUGAAUCAACAUGGUUGGAGUCAACGCGGUCCACAGUCCCCCUACGUAAUCGGAUUGGCUGGUCCGUCUGGUGCUGGCAAAUCAGCCUUGGCGAGACGUUUGGCCGGACUUAGUCCUUCUGUUCACGUGAUCGAUUGCGAUCGCUUGGGUCACGAAGCAUAUUUACCGGGAACCAAGUGCCAUCAGGCUCUACUUGAUCACUUCAGUCGCGAUGCGAUCGCGUCACCUGAUCCUCGCCUGGGACGACUGGUUUUCUCCGAUCCGAAGCGUCUAAAGGAAUUGAACGCAAUUGUGUGGCCUGAAAUUGAAAGUCGAGUUCGAGAACUUCUUUGUGAGAUCGAAUCAAACUCGCGCGUGGUUGUGCUCGAUGCUGCCGUGUUGCUUCAGGCAAAAUGGGAUCUCAUACCCAGCCACCUUGAUUGCCGGUAUCACUCGUUUGCAGUCAGAGUGUUAUGUGCUCCUACAGUUGAACUAUUUAAAUCGCAACUUGAUAAAGCAUUGGAACACUUAAAAUUUCAACAUCCGUGA
Messenger RNA from Echinostoma caproni, 777 nucleotides. The record is from the annotation of a GenBank genome assembly. Lineage: Eukaryota; Metazoa; Platyhelminthes; Trematoda; Plagiorchiida; Echinostomatidae.